Messenger RNA from Culex quinquefasciatus (southern house mosquito), 1838 nucleotides. RefSeq lists its product as uncharacterized. Lineage: Eukaryota; Metazoa; Arthropoda; Insecta; Diptera; Culicidae. Gene Ontology annotation, cellular component: SCF ubiquitin ligase complex. The record is from RefSeq and is a predicted model, not a curated record. Gene Ontology annotation, molecular function: protein binding. The transcript is spliced from 3 exons. Bases 97 to 1641 code for a protein of 514 amino acids. Gene Ontology annotation, biological process: SCF-dependent proteasomal ubiquitin-dependent protein catabolic process.
UUCUGUUCAAACGAAUUCGUAUAAACAAACCGUUGACAGGAUAGCCCAGAAAGUUAAACCAAGGAUCGUUUUCAGCAAGCUUUACCGCUUUCCGCAAUGAAGCGCAGAUCCGCAACCCGAAAAGCUAAUUCCCAAGAGACAACACUGCCCGACGAGAUCUGGGAGUUAAUUUUUGACUACCUGUACCCUCGGAACCUCAGAUGGGUUCGGUUGGUCAGUCGGGAAUGGAACAACAUCGUUCGCAACUCGCCAAAGCUUUUGGGCAAGCUUACGCUCUCGAUUCCCGCUGUUUGGACAACCCAGCAGCUGCAGCAAAUGGCCACGACCCGAUACCGGAACAUAACCGUCCGAUAUGCAACCGCCGAAACUGUGCCCAAACUGAAGCUUUUCAAAAUCCGCAAGCUGGUCAUAAAGCAACCUUGGAUAACGGCCGCGGCAGUGGUCCGCAUGGUGAGCGGCUUGUCGAUCGUCGACCUCAGUUUUGUUGCGGCUAAACACUUCAACUACGAGCUGUUCGACUCGGUGCCAACUGGCCAAAUGCUGACCUGUCUCGAGAGCCUUCAUCUGGAUUUGGGAGACAAGGAUGAGUUUCUUUGCGUAUUCCAAAACAUCUGUCCAAAUUUGAAGCGACUGAAGCUGAAGGCGGUCAUGAAGCGGUACUUGGGACAGGACUACGGAGCGAAGCUGCUUGCAUUCAUCAGAACUACGAGGCACACGCUAAAAGAGCUGGUGUUCGAAGGAAUCGACUUCUGUAACGAAUCUCUCUUGCGAGAUAUUAUCGCAGUGGAGGGAUUAGAACUUGACAUACUGUCACUAUUGACCUGCGAAGCUCGGGAUUAUGACAUUAUGGAUCUUAGGGAAUCACAAACCGGUAUUGACACUCUGCAUCUACCUUAUUCCUGUGUAAUUUGCAACAAUAUUUUAACCGGCAUCGUAAUGUAUCUUCAAUACCUAACGACAUUGAGCGUGACCGUUGAUUUCGUUGACUUAGUGCCCAUUUUGUCCAACAUGGCACAUUUGGAUAGUCUAACACUGGUGUACGAUGAUAACGCACCCGAAGAAACUCUGGAUCUCUCCGGCUACGGAAGCACACAACUGCGCACUCUCGUGCUGAUCGGUUUCAGUUUGGACAGUACUGCGCUGCUGACUUGCUUUGAAAAAUGUCCAAACAUACGAAAGUUGUGGAUAAAGCUCUGUCCCAAGAUCAGCGUACACGACAUUCUAGUCAUAGCUGGCCGGCUAGAAAACCUGUACGAUCUAGCCGUGAAACGCCUCAGUGACGCGUCCUGCCCGGAAAACUUUGGCGAAUACUCGCUGAGCCCCUUCCGGAAACUGCGCCUGCUAAACGUGAUACGAGAGACAUCCUGCAAACGGGUGUGCAACCUGCUCGAGAACUGCCCCGUCCUGUACAGCUUGAUUUUGUCCAGCAGCAUCUUCACCGAUAUCGAGCUGGCGUUGAUGAUCAAAUACAUGGGAAACGUGACGGCGCUGUGUUUGACCAACCUGCCCAACAUGACAGUUAUGACCGCCGAGCGAGCCGUCCAGCAGUGUCCCAAGCUGGAAGUGCUGCGGAUUUGCCACAAUCCCAACUUGACCAGGUUUGUUUCGAAGCGAGCCACGGUGUCGGUCGAGUACGAGUAAAUACACAAGGUUACUUGAAUAAUUAUUAGCCAGCAAUCGACCUCAGACAUGGGCGUAUUAGUUAAAGGGCAUCUCCACCGCAGAGAUCUAAUCAAAACCCAAAUUUGCCCCCGUAUCCAAGGGUGCAAACCAUCUGACGGAUGAAUAUUUUUCUUUAUUUUGCGCGUUUCGAGAAGUUUUCAUUUUCUGUUCUGCAA